UGGAGUGAGCAGAUCUCUCUCUUCCUCCUUCUCUCGCUCCAUUUCUCUCUCCGUCUCUCUCUCUCUCUCUCUCUCUCUCUCUCUCUGUCUCUCUCUCUCUCUCUCAGUCUGUCUCUCUUUCCACCCUGUGUGUUCCCUCAUGCCCCAUUUGGAGUGGACAACACACACCCGCUUUUGUGUCUCCACUGCGUGAGUUCGACUGAGUGUGAGCGUUAGGCGUCUCUACUGAGUGUGAGCGCUAGGCGUCUCUACUGAGUGUGAGACUUUGAGCGGUAGCUGAGCAGACUGCAGGACACAUUUGCUCCCUGUCAGCUUGUCUCUAAGUGGACUCACUGACUGGAUCAUCCCACUGAUUCCCCACCUACAGGGUGACCAUACGUGGGCGACCAUGUUGGGCCAGAGUGUCCGUUUGCAGCCAGUACCCAUCCAGAGCCUGUCUGAGCUGGAGAGAGCCCGGCUGCAGGAUGUGGCCUGCUACCAUCUGGAGAAGAGGGACCUGGACUUCAACAUCAGCAUCCCCAGAGAAAUCCGCAAGAGGAGGAAAUCACUCAGACGGAAGUUUGACUCCUCCAAAGAAAAGAAAGAGAAAGAACGAGAGACAGCCGCCAAGGCGUUUGGUAUAACCCUCUCCCAAGCGAUAGCCAACGACCGGGCGUACAAGCAGCGCCAGGAUGCUCUGAAGGAGAGCAGAAGAGACUGUCUGGAUCUGGAGGCCAGCGUCCUGAUGUUCCGGGCUGAAAAACGCCCGUUUAGCGACGGGAACAAACCCCUCUGCAGCACGGCUUCAUCACCCUUCAGUGGAUCUACAGCUUCAUCUUCAUCAUCCUCGUCAGUGCUGGAGCUGCACAGCAAGCCGCUCUCACCCAGGUUCCUGGAUAACACGGCUAGAGUGCAGAGACGGGGUGGCCUAUCAGUGGACUGCAUCUCAGAUCUUGUAGAGAGUCAGUCCCGCCUGUUGGAGGCGCUACAGCUGUCCCACCCUGCAGAGCUGGAGCUGAAGAAGACUGCAGCCGGAGCCGGGGGGCGGACCCAGACCAAGCUCAGCCUCAACCCCAUCUAUAAACAGGUCCCCCGUGUGGUGGAACACUGCUGCUGUCACAUAGAGAGACACGGGCUACAAACUGUGGGGAUCUUUCGUGUUGGCAGCUCCAUAAAGAGAGUUCGGCAGCUGCGUGAGGACUUUGACAUGGGGACAGAUGUGUGUCUGGAAGAGGAGACCAGUGUCCAUGACGUAGCAGCCCUGCUGAAGGAGUUCCUCAGAGACAUGCCUGACCCUCUACUGCCUAGAGAGCUCUACUCUGCUUUCCUCCACGCCAACCUUCUGCAAGGGACAGACCAGUUCCUGUACCUCCAGCUGCUCCUCUACCUGUUACCGGCCUGUAACUGUGAUACCCUGCUCCGCCUCCUCACCCUGUUACACACCGUACAGAGCCACGCACAGGACACCACAGGACCACAGGACACCACAGGACCACAGGACACCACAGGACCACAGGACCAGGUGUUCCUAGGCAACAAGAUGACAGCAACUAACCUGGCGGUGAUAUUUGGUCCCAACCUGUUGCAGGGGGAGAGGGGCGGAGGGGACAGGGAGAUGAGUCCUCAUGCCAUGGACAUCGAGGACAGCUCCGCCAUCAUCAACGUCACCCUGCAACUUAUACAGAACUAUAAGCGACUAUUCACGGUGUCAGCAGAGCUCCAACAAGAGGUGCUGAUGAGUCUCAUUCAGACGGAUCCUGACAUCAUCGACUAUCUUCUCCGCAGGAAACUCAGUCACCUGGCGGUGGGGACAGUAGAUACGGGGAGUCGGCGGGACACGGGGGUGUCUCUGGACUCUGUGGGGUCAUUCAGUGAUAGCCUGUCACCCCUGGAGACCCCCUCGCCACUCUUCAACUUGUCCCCCCUGGAGCCCCCCUCUCCCCUCUUCAACCCUGACGGGCCCGGGGACGGCAGCCUGACCAGUGAGGUGUUCUUUAACCUGGAGGCGCUACGGCACCACAACAACAAGAAACGCUCCAACGUGAUCCUGUCCAAGUCCAUCGGCCAGAUGAGACAGUUCCACUCCAACCACAACCUCCUGAGUCUGUCCCAGUCCUCUAGCAGCUCCAGAGUCCACCCAGAGGACAGCUACCAUGCCCAGGAACAGAGGGCUCCGCUGGGGGAAGAUCUGAGCUUCACCCUGGGGGCUGCCUCAUGCUCCAGCCUGGGAGGACAGGGGGAUAACAGUGUCUGGGUGAGACAGACACCCCAGGAGGAGAGAGAGAAACAGGUGGCUAACAGUGUCUGGGUGAGGCAGGCGCCCCAGGAGGAGAGAGAGAAGCCAUCUCCAAGUCAUUCCAGUUAUUUCUGGGACUUCUUCACAGGGAAGAGCUCGGGGUCAGAGACCAUGGUAUGAUAGGACACGACACUGGGGGGUGCGGUGGAGGGGUGAGUGCAUUCCAGGGGCGGAUUGGGACUAGAAAUCGUUGGAGCAGCCCACCGGGCUUUUGUCGGUUCUGCCAGUUUCUAGGCUGAUGGAAGGUGGUUGAACCAUGGACUCUAUGGGGGCGUCCAGUGGUAGCCUGUCACCUGAUCAUGAGAGAGAGGGUAUAUACACGUGUCAGACAAGCACAACCCAAACAUACUAAACACACUGUUUAAAUACUAACACUGCUUGGGACUAACAUUACCAAGGAAUUUUAGAUAUAGUUUUUUACUGUUGUUCCUAUAUCUCCUUUGGACUCCGAGUGAUGCGGCUGGAGACUGUUAUGGUACACUAUCCCUUAUCACAGUACAGCUUUUUACCCAGCUCAUGAAUUAAGUUUGAAACAUUGGUUAGGUUACAAUGAUGUGUGUGUGUGGGGGGGGGUAUAUAUAACUUCUUUGCUUCGGCUUCUGAUGCAAAAAAAAACAAGAAAUUGGGGCCUCUUCUUUCUAUUCCACAAGAGGGCAACCUUUACCACACCUCGUAUAUACAUCAUCUGGCUGCUGUGAACUGGACCUAUUACCCCACUUCACAGGACGAUUUGAAUUAACUACCAGCGACAAUAUGGCCGUAGAUAUGUUCUACAACUAAAGACAUUAGUUAAAUAAAGGUUACAUUUAAAACAUAUUUUAAAAAGACCUACCUAAAGAUUCUGGGAAUGCUGUGUACAGACCUACCUAAAGAUUCUGGGAAUGCUGUGUACAGACCUACAUAAAGAUUCUGGGAAUGCUGUGUACAGACCUACCUAAAGAUUCUGGGAAUGCUGUGUACUGUACAGACCUACCUAAAGAUUCUGGGAAUGCUGUGUACUGUACAGACAUACCUAAAGAUGGAGGGAGAAUGCUGUGUACUGUACAGACCUACCUGAAGAUGGAUGGAGAAUGCUGUGUACUGUACAGACCUACCUGAAGAUGGAGAGAGAAUGCUGUGUACUGUACAGACCUACCUGAAGAUGGAUGGAGAAUGCUGUGUACUGUACAGACCUACCUGAAGAUGGAGAGAGAAUGCUGUGUACUGUACAGACCUACCUGAAGAUGGAGGGAGAAUGCUGUGUACAGACCUACCUGAAGAUGGAGGGAGAAUGCUGUGUACAGACCUACCUGAAGAUGGAGGGAGAAUGCUGUGUACUGUACAGACCUACCUGAAGAUGGACAGAGAAUGCUGUGUACAGACCUACCUGAAGAUGGACAGAGAAUGCUGUGUACAGACCUACCUGAAGAUGGAGGGAGAAUGCUGUGUACUGUACAGACCUACCUGAAGAUGGACAGAGAAUGCUGUGUACAGACCUACCUGAAGAUGGACAGAGAAUGCUGUGUACAGACCUACCUGAAGAUGGAGGGAGAAUGCUGUGUUCAGACCAACCUGAAGAUGGAGGGAGAAUGCUGUGUACAGACCGACAGUUGAAGUCGGAAGUUUACAUACACCUUAGCCAAAUACAUUUAAACUCAGUAUUUCACAAUUCCUGACAUGUAAUCCUAAAAUGUCCAUGUUUUAGGUCAGUUCGGAUCACCACUUUAUUUUAAGAAUGUGAAAUGUCAGAAUAAUAGUAGAGAGAAUCAUUUAUUUCAACUUUUAUUUCGUUAAUCACAUUCCCAGUGGGUGAGAAGUUUACAUACACUCAAUUAGUAUUUGGUAGCAUUGCCUUUAAAUUGAUUAACUUGGGUCAAACAUUUCGGGUAGCCUUCCACAAGCUUCCCACAAUAAAUUGGGUGAAUUGUGGCCCAUUCUCCCUGACAGAGCUGGUGUAACUGAGUCAGGUUUGUAGGCCUCCUUGCUCGCACAAGCUUUUUCAGUUCUGCCCACAAAUUUUCUAUGGGAUUGAGGUCAGGGCUUUGUGAUGGCCACUCCAAUACCUUGACUUUCUUGUCCUUCAGCCAUUUUGCAAGUGUGCUUGGGGUCAUUGUCCAUUUGAAGACCCAUUUGUGACCAAGCUUUAACUUCCUGACUGAUGUCUUGAGAUGUUGCUUCAAUAUAUCCAUAUCAUUUUCCUCCUCAUGAAGCCAACUAUUUGUGAAGUGCACCAGUCCCUCCUGCAGCAAAGCACCCCCACAACAUGAUGCUGCCACCCCGCGCUUCACGGUUGGGAUGGUGUUCUUCGGCUUGCAAGCCUCCCCUUUUUCCUCCCAAACAUAACGAUGGUCAUUAUGGCCAAACAGUUUUUGUUUCAUCAGACCAGAGGACAUUUCUCCAAAAAGUACGAUCUUUGUCCCCAUGUGCAGUUGCAAACCGUAGUCUGGCUUUUUUAUGGCGGUUACACCUGUUAUAGCAACUUCUACUUUAUGAUAACCUCUUCCUUACCAUGUAAAUGUAGUAUUUUGUCACUUUUUAAAAUGUUUGUAUGCAUGUAUAUUAGUGUUCUUAUCACUUUAAGUUGUGUUGCUAAAGGGAUAUUUACAUCCUUCACCUUGGUAAUUACUAUUCUAUACUUUAAGUUGUGUUGCUAAAGGGAUAUUUACAUCCUUCACCUUGGUAAUUACUAUUCUAUACUUUAAGUUGUGUUGCUAAAGGGAUAUUUACAUCCUUCACCUUGGUAAUUACUAUUCUAUACUUUAAGUUGUGUUGCUAAAGGGAUAUUUACAUCCUUCACCUUGGUAAUUACUAUUCUAUACUUUAAGUUGUGUUGCUAAAGGGAUAUUUACAUCCUUCACCUUGGUAAUUACUAUUCUAUACUUUAACAAGCGAGAGUCCCUCAAGGUGUAGCUCAACCUUGACGUUUGUCUAUUUUUUUUUGACAGUUGUAUCCUACAAGUAUUAAAAUGUACAAUUGUU
Oncorhynchus keta (chum salmon) is the source of this 5233-nucleotide messenger RNA. RefSeq names its product rho GTPase-activating protein 6-like. Gene Ontology annotation, biological process: signal transduction. The coding region runs from base 389 to 2395 and encodes 668 amino acids. The record is from RefSeq and is a predicted model, not a curated record. Lineage: Eukaryota; Metazoa; Chordata; Actinopteri; Salmoniformes; Salmonidae. The transcript has 13 exons.